Messenger RNA from Homalodisca vitripennis (glassy-winged sharpshooter), 2209 nucleotides. RefSeq lists its product as uncharacterized. The transcript is spliced from 2 exons. The record is from RefSeq and is a predicted model, not a curated record. Bases 339 to 1889 code for a protein of 516 amino acids. Lineage: Eukaryota; Metazoa; Arthropoda; Insecta; Hemiptera; Cicadellidae.
CAAGUGAAGGAAAAAUUUUCGGGUUAUGUUUGUUUUGUCGUUGUAACGAUAUUGUUGAAAUUUGUCGCAUUUGGUGGAAGAUACCGUAUUAAUAUAACUGCUUAGUUAUACAAGAUACAGUAAUUGAUUUAAAGAAAGAACUGGAUUAAGAGCAGCAAGUUGAUUCUUAUGUAAUCAGAAAUGGACUCUGAGAAGAAUAAACAGUCAACAUCCCUUUUUUAAAAAUUAGUUUUGACUUCAGAUUGAAUAAAAGAGCAAUAUUGUUUGUGCUAAGCAACACAGUGAAAAUAACCAGGAAACCUAAGGUGCCUACUUAUUGUUUUUUGUGAAUAAAAUCAAUGGCACAUUUAUCAAUUAACUUUAAUUAUGCGCCAGAUAAUGUUAUUGGUACUAUUGCUUCAUAUCUGUCAUUACGUGAAAUGACUGACUUAAUGAAAAUUCACCAACGUUUUCGAAUUGUUUGUCAGCUAGACAGUAGUCUUUGGAGAAGUCAUUUGUUGUAUCCAGAGAAAUAUUAUUUGUGUGAUUGUAAUGACCAGUCAAAUCAUCCUAGGAUUGAAUAUAUUGUGGAUAGAAUUUUACAGGAAAUCAUUUCAAAAGGAUAUGGCUAUUUCAAACUUCAAAACUGUCAUGUAGAGAACUUACUAAAUGAUCGUAUUCAAGUUUUCAACACAAUACAGGCCAGUGAUCUUCAAGUUGAGUCACUCAGGUCUGUUUCACAUAUGGCAGAAGCUGUUCACAACUCUGGCGAGCACUGGAUGUUUUUUUGUUUAGAGACCAGCAUCGUCGUAUGGGACAUGACAAGCUUGCCCGAAAUGCCCCAUCAUCAUCAAGUCUUUGACAUUGGUGCUUACUCUGGUAUAAAGAUUUUCCCUGGAGGAAUGUUGGUUGACGAUUGUUCCUCCAGAGUAAAUAAUGGACUAAGAGCUGUUUACCAUUUUAAUCAACAACCACUGAGUUUGGAUUUUCGAUUUAAAUUUGUUUACUGCAUGGACACGCCUUUAGCUCUUAAUAUUCAACCACCAGAAGAAUUUACUUUCGGAUUUUGUGAGAUACUAUUGGAAGAUUUAUACAUUGCUUGCGAUACCACAGUUCAUCCCCAGUUAAAAUGUGUGCUUCACGUGUGGGAUUUGUCCUCAAGCAAAAAACUUGCCAGAAUCAAUCUGGCCAAUUAUACAGAAGUUAGUGAACAAUUUGUGUCUUUUAUAACGUCAAACGGUGGAGGGCAAUGUGAUCUUGGGCGUGCUUGUACGAUGAACGUAUACCCAGGAGAGUUUCCCUUUGUCAUAGUAGUUUUAAAGUGUACAUUUAAUCAAGAAAGACUGAGUCAGAUUAACAUUUUAGACAUGACAACCGGUAGGUUAACUCACUCAGUUGUCCAGAUACGUAACGAUGUGUUGGUCUGUUCGAUGUAUUCAAAUAAAAUUUGUGUCGAAGAAAGAACGAGAGUUGAAUCAUUUGCUUCUGUGUACUCCUUACAUACAAAUAAUGGAGUUCCUGAACAGCUGAUUUCUCUGAGCUGCCCUGCCAGUAAGAAUCCUCGCCACAAUGAGAACAUCCUUUUUAAGAAGAACAGAGUCUUAGUGAAACGUGAUGAUGAGGUGCUUGUCUUAAAUCUGAAAGAACCAGUUACACAAUUACAGUGCACAAUCAGGCCGAACUUGGAAAUGUUAGGGUUUUUAGAGCCAUCAUUAUUACUGGCGUAUGAUACGUUUGAGAACCCGACUGACACAGCACUGACAGUGAUUGAUGUAUCGAAUUCUCGUGAAGUGGUAACGUGGCAAAAUGUGAACAUAGGGACUAGAUUUAAGGAUUAUUUCCAAAAUUUGGAGUACCCUUCUAAACUUGUUUUGAAACUCAAAGAAGAAUUCAGAAUACUAAGGUUUUAAAAAAUCUGUUCUUUUAUUUAAAAAUUGACUGAUAACUUGGGACAGCUUAUGUCGUGUGAAACCAAAACAUUUAUUAAUAUACCAAUGUGUUGUAUGUAGAAUCUUGGAGCAUUGGAAUCUAGUAUCACCUUUAUCUAGUGAUACUACAAUUAUCAAUGUGUUCUUGAUUAUCCUAAAAAUAAAGUUUACAGUAAGCCAUUUAACUGCAGUAAAAUAUUUUAUGUAUUUCGAUUCAGUAAAGUAAAACUUAUGUCAACAAAUUGAGUGUGUGCAGUUCAAAAUGUUAACACAGUAUCAUAGAUUAAAAUGUGUUUAGUAUU